This is a messenger RNA of Magallana angulata, 8254 nucleotides long. RefSeq names its product F-actin-uncapping protein LRRC16A-like. Gene Ontology annotation, cellular component: plasma membrane; lamellipodium. Lineage: Eukaryota; Metazoa; Mollusca; Bivalvia; Ostreida; Ostreidae. Gene Ontology annotation, molecular function: protein binding. The record is from RefSeq and is a predicted model, not a curated record. Gene Ontology annotation, biological process: regulation of Arp2/3 complex-mediated actin nucleation; cell migration.
AGAAACAGCUGACAAAUGAAAAUCGUUUUGUUAUGACUAACAAUAGGCUGCUUACCGGAAAAGUAUCGGAUAGUAGCUUCCGAAAAGAAAAACAAAUACACAUAUGUAAGAAGACACUUGUGGCAAUUCUUUAGACAAGCAAUUUUAAUUGCUAUAUUUUGUGUAUGGUUGUUUUAGGACCUUCACAUGUUAUGUUUAAGUGUCCCAUUAAACAGAUCAGGAAAACAGCUUAUAUAUUAUUAUAAUGUGAUAUACAUGGUAUAGACAACAAGGAUGUAGAGCAUAAGUUACAUGAAAAUUCCUGUAAGAAUUGCACUUUUUGUAUGGUUAUUCAUUUUGAAAGAUAGUUUGAUGAUUUUGCUGGAUAGAAUCAGGGAUCAUUAAUUAUAUUAUGGAGCCUGUUAAUCCUGUUGCUCCACCUAGAAAGAAGAGAACAUCACAAGUUGUUGAGUAUGGGUAUCGUUCGUCUAAGAAUGCAUCUACCGUUAUGGUUGAAAGUUCAAGUGAAAAACAGCCCAAACCUCGUAAAUCUGUGUCUUCAUCAGUGUUUGACUUGGAUGCAUUUUCAGAUAGCAUCAGGGAGGUUCUGGGCAAGAAUGUGACCUUGUAUCAGAAGUUUUUACUGAAACAGGAAGUAAGGCCGGACAAGUUUGAAAAGCGGGUCAUAGGUCUGACAGGAUGCAGAGUUUUUGUUUUCCUCGCCAAGACCCCUACAAAGGUGGACCAAGAUUUCAGCUUUAUAGAUAUUCAAGGCUUAGAGAGCAAAAAGAAAAACCAGCUAACAAUCACUGUGGCAGAUGGCAAGCCAGUCUCUGUGGUGACAGUAGAACCAGACUUGGAUGACAUUGAUCACAUAAUAACACACAUUGGGAGGUCUCUCAAAAACGUAUUUCCCUUCUAUGAUAUCGAGAGAUUUAUCAAGAAAAUCGAUGUACAGCCACCUGAUCGUCUACGGCUGAUGCAAGACAUGAUGAAGGAGAUUGAGAAGAAGGAGCAUGGACCGUGUGGGGGGUACUCCAUUAUGUACGCCUGUAUGUGUGACUACCACAACACCCCCUACAGGGAGGAGGUGGCCUGGGAUGUAGACACCAUUUAUUUGUCCCAAGAUUCCAGAGAACUUAAUCUGCAAGAUUUUGAUCAUUUGAGUUCAAAGGACCUAGUUCCAAUCAUAGGGGCUUUGGAAAACAACACCUGGUUUACUAAAUUCACAGCCAGCAAAAUCAAACUGACAUCAGAUGCCCAGACUGAAAUCCUGAAAGUGAUGAAGAGGAACAGCACGUUAGAGGAACUGGACCUCAGCAGUACAGGAAUAGCAGUAGAUUUUGUGCAGAAAUUAGCAACAGCCAUUUUGUCCAAUAGUUCAUCACAGCUACAGAGAAUUGACUUGUCAAAGAACUCUUUAGAUGACAAAGCAAUGGUACACUUCAUUGGAUCACUGAAGAACCUAUCCAAGGGACUUUUACACCUGGAUAUAUCCAACACAAGGAUCCUCGGGAAAGGUGUCAACAAGGUCGCUGAGUGUCUGUCACAAAGCCCCGCCAUUGUCCAGUCGCUAAACUCACUCAACCUGGCAGACAAUCCCAGCAAGGGAGAGGACAUCCAGGGUCUCUACAACUUCCUGGCCCAGGGAAACAAUAUAACCUACCUAGAUCUCUCGGGGAUAGACUGUGCCCUGGAACUGCUCUGUGCAGCCCUGCUAAGAGGAAGCUGUGCUUCUCUGACUCAUCUCAAAGUUGCCAGAAACGUAUUCACUCACAAAAAGACCAAAGAGGUGAUUGUGCAGGGGACAUGGAAGACAUUUUUCUCCAGUGUUUACGGUCUGGAACUGUUGGACUUAUCUGGCUGUAAACUACCCCCAGAGGCCCUCAAAGAGUUACUUUUAGGAAUUGCCUGUAAUAUGCACAUCAAAAAUCUUCACCUUGACCUGAGUAGCAAUGACCUUCAGGCACAAGGAGGACAGGUGUUGGGGGGUUGUAUUGGAAACAUCAGUAGUAUCACAAGUCUGGAUAUCAGUAAUAACAAUUUCAACCAAUCAAUUGUGAGUUUACUUGAUAGUAUAAAGAACAACAGAAGUAUAAAGUCUCUUGCCAUUGGUCAAAACUUUGAUAAUGUAAAACCAAAAUUGAUGACUGGUGUGAUGGAAAGUAUCGUCAACUUGAUUCAAGACGAAUCCUCGUGUAUCGAGUCUCUGUCAUUAGCCGAUUCCAGACUGCGGAACAAUCUCUCAGAUAUCAUAAACGCAUUGGGCAGCAAUGUGACUCUAACAGAAAUAGACAUAAGUGGAAAUCAGAUCGGUGAUUUUGGUGCCAGAAUGCUGAGUAAGGCCCUCCAAAUUAACUCCAAGCUGCGCUGCAUUCUGUGGGACAAAAACUUGAUCUCCGUGCAAGGAUUUGAAGACAUAGCUCAGGCUCUACAAAAAAAUUAUGCCAUGAGAAAAAUGCCCAUGCCAAUAAAUGAUGCUGUAGCAGCCCUUCAAAAACAAGGGGAGAGAACUGAGAUUGCACUACAGAAAAUAGAAAGUUUGCUCCAAAGGAAUCACAGUCCACAGAAAUUUUCCUCUGACCAGGCUUACAGGCUUCAACAGGGCUUCCUGAUCAGCUCCACCCAACAGAUGGUGGACCGUCUAGUGGUACAGGUUCAGGAUGCGGUCAAAGCUCUGUCCAUGGGGGAUACAGCCCCCUUCCAGUCUGACAUUGACCAGGCCAGCAGUGUUGUCAAGGAUGCCGAUAAUUCUAAACAGUUACUGCCUCACCUACAGCAUAUAGCCAUGAAAUCCUUGAAUACAGGGAAUAUGGUUGAAACUGAGCUUAAGGAUCUCACUGAUAACCUUAAAACAACCCUUCAGGCCCAGAUAAAGAAAACUGUAGCUGACAUGAUUGAAUGUACAGGAAACCAGUGCUCAGGGGUCACUUCAGACAAGGAUUUUAUGUUAGAAUUGGUAUCAGGAUGUUCAGAGAGAAGUUCUCUACCCAAAGGAUUUGCUAAACACCUGAUGGAUGGAGUGGAAACUGAUGUAUACAACAAACUCAGUGAGAUUAAUUUAGCCGUGGCAGCCUACAUCUCCGACACAGUGAUCGAUGGGGUGAUAGAAACUCUGACAGACAACCAUAAAAUUCUGAUGUCUCAUGUGAAACAGAAACGUUCAGAGUCUCGCCCAGUCUCAACAGACUCCAGAGAGAAAGAACUGGACAAAACGGAGGAAGCGGACAAGGUUCCUCUUCGGAUCACUAUCAAAGCAGACUCCCCGGGGGCAUCAUCUAAGAGCAGCCAUGAUAAUCUUGAAGUACCUGAAAAUAGUUAUAUUGCGUACACCGUACCAUAUCUGCAGACACUUCCCUAUGUUCGUAGCACACCAAACCUUAGUAACAAAAGGAAAAGUGUCAAUGCGAGAAAGAUGAGGCCCCCCACAGUUAUUGAUCCAGAGCAGGUCAAUCAAGCACUAAAAAUUCACCAAGCCAAGGAGAUUGACCUUGAUGACUCAAAGGUCAGUGAUGAUGGAGAGGUCAAGGACACUGAAACUGCAAAAGAAGUUGGCUCACAAGAAGACCUGACUAAAUUAUCCACAAGUAAUGCAGAAAAAGUAGAGCUGGACUCUUUGGGAAGUUUACCUGACACUUCCACAAAGCUUACCCACAUCGCCAAAUCCCGGCCCCGGGGCCCACAGAGGAGGCGCCCGUCUGCCCGCCCACAGGAGGCUGCCCAGGACACCGGCGCCGGGCUGAAGGCUGACGAGGGCCUGGAUUCGUUUUUUACAUCAAGCCCAGCAGACCAGGGGACACCCAAAUCCAGCAAGUCAGACAGGAAAGAAAGCAUAGGCAAAGGGUCGGACAAAAAGGAGCCACCCCCAAAACCCACAUCAGAGAAACCUAAGAAAGGAGGAUUGUUCAAGCGGAACACAGGAAAAGAUGCAAAGGAGCAAUCGGAUGAAAAACAUGACAAAAGCAAAGGAGGGUUUGCCAGUAAAUUGUUUGGGAAGAAAAAUUCAGACAAAAAAGAGAAGACACCGCAGAAGUCAGAAACCCCAGCCAAGGUGGAGGAACCAAACCGAGAGGAGCAGGGAGAGGACUCUGAACCAGAACUGGAAACUAAACCAGCACCAGAAAAUUCCACUCCUGACACAAUCCCUGAGAAGGAGGAGGUGAAAAGUGAAAAAGAGGCUGAGGAAGCUGCUCCUACUGAGGAGAAGAAGGAAGAGGCACCCCGGAGAAAGCUUCCUGUGGGAGGGAUCGGAAUUAUGGGUGGUCCGAUGAAUAUGAACAUCUUCUCUGAAAUGAAGUCAAACAAACGAUUUUCUACACUGAAUGCUGACAAGGAAGAGAGGAAGCCAGCAGUUGCUUUACUUCCCCCUGGAAGGAAGUCUCCCACUGCCAAUAUCCCUCCUCCCUUUAAAGAGCCAGCUAAGGAGUCCCCACUGAAACCAGUGGAGGAAACAAAAUCAGAGGAAGAACUAAAAGUGAAGGAGAAAACCAAGUUGGAGGACAAACCAAAAGUAAAGGAAGAAACCAAGUCAGAGGAGAAACCAAAAGAAAAGGAUGAAACCAAGUUAGAGGAAAAACCUAAAGUAAAAGAGGAAACCAAGUCAGAAGAAAAACCUAAAGUAAAGGAGGAAUCCAAGUCAGAAGAGAAACCAAAAGUAAAGGAAGAGCCCAAAUUAGAGGAGAAAUCAAAGGUAAAGGAAGAACCCAAAUCAUCGAAAGAGCCCAAAGUGGAGAAACCUGUUAAAGAAGAGACAAAAGAGGAGGUGGCCUCAUCAGAGGUCAAGGACACUACAGUUGAGGACAAAUCUGACCAGAAAGAGGACAAGGAGAGCAAAACAGCAGCUCAAGAGAGUAAACAGAGCCCAGCAGCCAUGAUAGGGAACAUCCUAUCUAAGCCUAGGCCCUCUCCGUCUCCUCGCUCAGGCUUGAGGAGGACACCUGAGGACACAGCCUCAACCCCUUCCACAGCCUCCCCUAGGUCCUCGAGGACGUCUGGCGACAUCUCUAAACCCUUACCCCUGAGGCCAAAGCCACCACCUAAGGCUCCAAAACCAUCAAACAAGAGCCGAAAAUCUGAUCCGGAAUCAACAGAGAAGGGAGUUUCUAGGGAGAGUUUGGAAAGUAAGGAGUCUGCUGCUGACAGUAGAAAAGAGGCCCACUCUACUCAGAGUGAUGACAGUGGGGUCGUGGUGGACUCCGCCACACUACGACUGUCCGUCGGGGAGAAAAUUAAACGACUCAGCCAAAGACUACCUGAACCAGAAAACCCCCCUGCAUCCAGCAAAUCCAGUUCUCUACCCAAAAAUGUUUCAUUGAAAAGUUCUUUGAAAUCUGAAGUGCAAGAAAAUGGUGACUCAAGAAGUCUGGUGACAAGCAGGAGAAAUCAGAGGAGGAAAACUCAGACAGUUCCAAACGUACCUCUGACUCAGACAAGUCUGAAUCUUUGGGCGAAGGUGCAAUAGAAAAUGUGGAUGAAAUCAUGGUUUAAUAGGAUGUCACAAUUAGUUCAGCAUCUUGAUAUUUAAUUCUUUCUUGAAUAACAUUCAUUUUUCAAAUAUCAUUGUGUUCUCUAUGGCAAAGAAAGGGAUAGAUCACUCAUUUAACCAUUAAUCCCUGGAUGUAUAGAGCCCUCAGGUUUAAUUCAAUUAUAGUUAUGUAAUUGUUACACGACUUCACACCAAAAAAGGAUGUGUACAGUAUAUUUUUGAAACAAAAUGUGGCCUUUUUUCCAUUUUUAUGAAAAGCAUGCUCUGAAAUUUCUUACUAACUGUUGUAUUCAUCUUUGAAAUUUUACAUUUUAUUGUUAUAUUUGUUUCAAGAGUAUAUUUUUUGACAAAGGAUUUAUUGUGCUAAAUUUUGUGAGGGUUGCAAGUUUUCCCCGAAAAAGUGCUUUAUAAUCAGAUACAGACAAGUGUAGAUAACACAUGAAUAUACAUGUACUUUCAUACAGAUAGAGUUUUAACAUAUAGUUCCAGGCACUUGCUAUUGAUCUUGUGUAAAUAUAGAUUUUGACUGUUUGAAAUUGACUAACUGAAAUCAAUUCUAUACAUAUAUGUAUGUAUUAUCUUGCUAAAUGUUGAAAUGAAAUGCAUUUUUCACAGAUGUUGAGAGACCAUACUUGAAAUAUCAGCCACUAAUCUUGAUAUAUCUACAAAGUUUAAUUUCGAAAAAAAAAUGAAAAAAAACUUUCAUCCUGUCCAUUUUUUUUUCUUUUGUCUGCAAACAUCAACAUCAAAUUUUGUUAUUCAAUCUGUAAUCAAUAUCUGCCCCCUUUAAGCAGUAUAACAUAAACAUAAACUGCUCUUGAUUUUUCUCAUAAUCAUCAAAUUUUUCAUAGAUAUUAGAGCAACCUUACAGUUAUACCUAUAUACAUGUAUCCGGAGGGCCCAAUUUUUUGUGGAACAAAUAUUUAUAUUUUAAACUUAUUUAAAUAUGUGGAAAACUAGCAGCUUGUGGAAAUGCAACACAAUUAUAUUGGGAUGCUUUACUUUGAGUGAAUAGUGCUUGAUAACAAAUUUUAUGUUUUUCAUACAUUUUCUGCUAGAAACAAGAAUGUCUGCUGCAUAAAAUAGGAUAAAUUCAUGUUAACUUUCAAAAGUUGAAAAGUUUAAAAGAAUUAAAAAUCUUUUUGGAACUGCGAUUUGCAUAAAUCAUAUUUUUGAUUGGGAACAAAUCUCACUAUUUUAAUGAAAGAGCAAUUUACAUUGAACAAGAAUGUGUCUGCUACAUAAAAUAGGAUAAAUUCAUAUUAACUUUCAAAAGUUUGAAGAAUUAAAAAUAUUACGCACAAAUCAUAUUUUUGAUUUUGAACAAAGUCUCACUAUUUUAAUGACAGAGCAAUACAUUCUCUUCAGAAACCAUGAAUGACAUGUUCCCUAAAUUAACUUAUAGAAUAUCCAACUAGGAUGUAGAUGAAGUUACCCUUCUUAGAUUGUCUGUGAUAAAAGAUGUUUAGUAUUUAGACAAAAUUCCUUUUUAAUUUUUUUUAUAUUCAAAUCCCAGUUUUAUUCUCACCCACUAUAACAUUAUACAUUUGUUGAUGCAAUAUAUGAAGUGUUCAAUUUGAUUUUGAGCAUUGCUCUAAACCUUUAUAUUAGUUAGACGAUAUAUUUGUGCUACAUAUAUUUUAGACCAUUAAGAUGUAUUUGUACACAAACAUAAUUCAAUAGUCUAGUUACUGUAGUACAUGUAUUGCAGUGUUAUCUAUCAUAAUUUUGUAUGUUUUUUUUUUUUACUUUUUGUAAGAGCAUAAUCUUUAUUAAAUUAUUUAAUCAUUUUAUGUGUAUAUCAGUCCAUAUUCAUGAUUGUUGGCAGUGCCAGAGUAAAAUAAUUAGGGGUCAAAGUUCAUGCUUUUAUCCCCAGUAAAAAACAGUCAUUAUUCCAUUUACCAUAUUUUAGUGAAUCUUCCACAGAUGUAGCUAGAUUUUGGCCCCUUUUCUCCUUUUCUAAAUAAUGUAACAGUCAAUAAAUACUUGUGGGAAGGAUUCAAAUUAUGGUACAUGUAGAUUUUUUAUAGAUGGUGAACUCUAACCUUUUAGGUUCACAUUACCGGUAAUAUUCAAUAGGUGGGACAAUGCAAUGUUGAGUGCAGUAUGGUACUGCUUGCAUGUAUAUUUUAGUUUUGGUAUUUUCUUUUCGAGACCUGUACAUCUCUUUUCUCUCUCUCUGUCUAUACAGUUUGAAUGCUGGAUGUAAGUGUAAGAUAAACACCGCUAAGCAGGCUGUGCCAAUGUAUGGGAUUAGGAAAUUAUUUUAUUCAAGAUUCUGAUAAAGAUAAUUUUUUUAGGAUAGUCUUUUUCUGGAAAAUAAAGCCUACAACUUGGAUAUGUUCAUACACAGUUUUACGGUACAAUCAUUACUUCAUAAUUUUGACCAUCUGUUUGAUGUCAGCUUUAUACAACCAAAUGGUUGUGAGCUCUUAUUCAUUUCCUUCUCCUCAAAAGUUGAUAAACAAGAUUUCUGCAUCACCAUUAUGUAUUUUAUGAUUGUGUGUUUGAUAAUUAUUUUCUAAUUUACAAAAAAAAGGUCUUCAUUUUUUUUCUAUUAAAAAAAUCAUCAGUCUUCCAUUGUGUAAGCAAAUCAACAGCUAGCAGCAUUAUCCUAAAAAAAAAUUAGACUGCCAGGCAGGUAAUAACCUUUAGAAUUGAGACAUUCCUCCUUUUUAUAUUGUUGAAUCUUAAAUUGUUACCUGUUAUGUCCAUAUCCCUCCCUAAGUGUGCAAGUGAUGUUCCCUUGACUUUUUGUUACACAAGUGUAUUAAAGAUUUUUUAGUGAAG